Molecule: messenger RNA, 1541 nt
Organism: Tripterygium wilfordii
Lineage: Eukaryota; Viridiplantae; Streptophyta; Magnoliopsida; Celastrales; Celastraceae
Exons: 5
Coding region: 51-1415 (454 amino acids)
Biological process (GO): glutathione metabolic process
Cellular component (GO): cytoplasm
Molecular function (GO): glutathione transferase activity
Source: RefSeq, a predicted model, not a curated record
AAAUCAUAAGAAAACCUAAUAAACCAAUAGUACUACUCAAGAACCCAAAAAUGGCUGAAGAAGUGAAGCUAUUUGGCAUGUGGGCAAGCCCCUUUAGCCGAAGAGUAGAACUAGCACUGAAACUGAAAGGAAUUCAAUAUGAAUACAUAGAAGAAGACCUCUCCAACAAGAGUCCUCUGCUUCUCAAGUACAACCCAGUUCACAAGAAAAUCCCUGUGCUUGUUCACAAUGGAAAACCAAUUGCAGAGUCACUAGUCAUUCUCCAAUACAUCGACGAGACAUGGAAAAACAAUCCAAUUUUACCUCAAGAUCCUUAUGAUCGAGCCAUGGCCCAUUUCUGGGCUAAAUUCGUUCAAGAAAAGGUCUUACGAACGAUGUCGAAGGCUUAUACAUGCAAACAGGAGGAACAAGAGCAAAAUCGCAAUGAAGUUUUCGAGCAACUGAAGAUACUGGAGAAGGAGCUCAAUGGGAAGGAUUUCUUUGGAGGAGACACAGUUGGAUAUGUGGACAUAAUGGCAUUUGGUAUGGCUGUUUGGUACGGAGUUUACGAAGAAGUGGUUAAGGUGGACUUGAUCCCAGAAGAGAAGUUCCCAGUGAUAGCCAAUUGGUGUAGGAAGAUGAAUGAAAUUGAUGCUGUCAAUGAAUGCCGUCCUCCAAGAGAGAAACAUGUGGAAUAUAUAAGAGCUCGGAUCCAAAACUCUAAAUCUGCUUCCAAAUACCAACCAGUUGUACUAAAGAAACCAAAAAUGGCUGAACAAGUGAAGCUAUUUGGCAUGUGGGCUAGCCCUUAUAGUCGAAGAGUAGAACUAGCGCUGAAACUGAAAGGAAUCCAAUAUGAGUACAUAGAAGAAGACCUCUCCAACAAGAGUCCUCUGCUUCUCAAGUACAAUCCAGUUCACAAGAAAAUCCCUGUGCUUGUUCACAACGGAAAACCCAUUGUAGAGUCCCAAGUCAUUCUGGAAUACAUCGAUGAGACCUGGAAAAACAAUCCCAUUUUGCCUCAACAUCCUUAUGAUCGAGCCAUGGCCCGUUUCUGGGCUAACUUCAUUGAAGAAAAGUUCAUGAGAACACCAUGGAGGGCUUAUGUGGGCACGAAGGAGGAACAAGAGCAGGCACGAGAAGAAGGGUUUGAGCUACUAAAGAUGCUUGAGAAUGAGCUGAAUGGGAAAGAUUUCUUUGGAGGUGAAACAAUUGGGUAUGUGGACAUUUUCGGAUUUUCUUUAGCUGUUUGGCAUGGUGUUGUGAGAGAAGUUUUUGGGGUGGAUUUGAUCACUGAAAACAAGUUCCCAGUCUUUCUCAAAUGGAGUAGGAAGUUCAAUGAAAUUGAUGUUGUCAAUGAAUGCCGCCCUCCAGUGGAGAAGCAUAUUGCUUACAUGAGAGCUCGGAUUGAAGCAUUUAAAUCUGCUACCAAAUGAAAAGCUGUAUGGAUCCUUGAUUUGCAGGACACAUUACUCUGUUUUCCCAACUUGUGUUGCUGAUUUAGCUCUCGGAUAUGAACUAUAACGAGUAUGAAUAAAAUCCCUGCUUUUCUGACGUAUAAA